This is a messenger RNA of Dissoconium aciculare CBS 342.82, 3454 nucleotides long. Its product is annotated as glycoside hydrolase family 3 protein. The transcript has 2 exons. Gene Ontology annotation, molecular function: beta-glucosidase activity. The record is from RefSeq and is a predicted model, not a curated record. The coding region runs from base 253 to 3213 and encodes 986 amino acids. Gene Ontology annotation, biological process: glucan catabolic process. Lineage: Eukaryota; Fungi; Ascomycota; Dothideomycetes; Mycosphaerellales; Dissoconiaceae.
GCACUGUACGUCGGUGACCAUGCCGCCAAUCAUCCACGUUCGUGGUGCGCAUCAAAGUCUACUUCAUGCAUGCAUCAUCAUGAGCUCUCUCGUCUACACCAAUACCUGACCAUCUGAGACUCAACACUACGCGGAUUUGGAGCUUUUCUUACACCGCACAAAAGAUAAACUUCACCACAAUCACUGAACAUUAGAGCGCCGCGUUCUUUCUGUCGUGCUAGAGGAUCCCACGGGUGAGCGCCAUCGACCGACAUGAGGCGCAAAUCACUCGACGAAGAGUCGAUACGGUCGGGACUCGAUGAACUCGAGCCAUUGAGCUCUGGCGCGGAGGCCCGACAAGACUAUCCGGACACAGACGACAAGCAUGCCCUUCUCGGGUCAAAGCAUCACUUGGCCGGCAAACAGACUGCACCGUAUCUCGGGAAGCGACGACGGAAAGAUGCCGGGCUCUAUCGAUUGCUCCCGAGCCGGUUCUGCUGCAGCUUAAUACUACUAUUCAUAUGCUCGUCGGUCAUGCUACUCGCGUCCGGCACAUAUUGGAUGUAUACACAAUCAUCAAGUUUGAAUGGACAAUCAGAACCAUGGUAUCCCACUCCUCGAGGCGGAACGGUGAAGAGUUGGGAGAAUAGUUAUCGGCGGGCCGGCGAACUUGUUGGGCGAAUGACCCUCCCCGAAAAGAUCAAUAUCACGACAGGCAUCGGGUGGCAAAUGGGAAUGUGUGUCGGUAACACUGCGCCUGUGGACCGUUUGGGAUUUCCCAGCCUAUGCCUUCAGGACGGACCGCUUGGCCUUCGCUUUGUGAGCGAUGCUACGGCUCUGCCGGCCGGCAUCACUCUCGGCGCGACUUGGAACAAAGAACUCAUGUACAGGCAUGGCAAGGCCCACGGUCUCGAGGCACGGAUGAAAGGCGUCAAUGUUCUUCUUGGGCCUGCCAUGGGGCCGCUAGGGCGGCUACCGGCUGGUGGAAGGAAUUGGGAAGGCUUUGGACCGGAUCCAGUGCUGCAGGGCAUUGCAGCGGCGGAGGUCAUUCGCGGAAUUCAAGAUACGGGAGUGAUAGCGACUGCCAAGCACUUCGUUGGCAAUGAGCAAGAGCAUUUCCGUCAGGCCUGGGCGUGGGGCACGCCGAACGCCAUCUCCUCGAACAUUGACGACCGGACGUUGCACGAACUGUAUGCAUGGCCUUUCGCAGACGCCGUCCGCGCCGGUGUUGGAUCCGUCAUGUGCUCGUACAACCAAGUCAACAAUUCAUACGCAUGUCAGAACAGUAAGCUCAUCAACGGCAUCCUGAAGGAUGAAUUGGGCUUUCAAGGAUUCGUCCAAAGCGACUGGGACGCCCAACGCUCCGGAGUUGCAAGCGCUCUUGCAGGUCUUGAUGUUUCGAUGCCUGGCGACGGAUUCCGCAUAGGAGACGGCAAACCCCUUUGGGGACCGCAUCUCAGCACAUCGAUACUCAACGGAUCUGUGCCAGUAGCGCGCCUGAAUGACAUGGUCAUGCGCGUUGUUGCAGCCUGGUAUCAACUGGGUCAGGAUGAUGCCGCAGCUUGGCCAAUUCGUCGUCUUAGUGGUUCCGCAACCUUCAGCAGCUGGACUGAUGACAAGCAAGGUCUGCUUCACCCAGGCUCGCCCGGCAGUACGGAAAAGGGAGUUGUCAACGAUUUCGUACCUGUUCGCAACACCGAGGAGGGAGGCGAUCAUGAGAAGCUCGCCAGACAAAUCGCGGCCGAGGGCAUUGUCCUGUUGAAGAAUAAGGGCCAGAUCUUACCUUUAUCACGUGACGGCUCCGGCGUCCGGGUCCAGGAGGGCGAUGGCAAGUUAAAGGUCGCAAUCUUUGGAGAAGAUGCAUUUUCAAAUCCAAAUGGGGAUAACGCAUGUCCCGAUCGAAGCUGCAACGAGGGCACUUUGGCAAUGGGUUGGGGAUCUGGCGCCGUGGAUCUACCGUAUCUGAUCAGUCCUGCACAGGCUUUGCGAGGCAGCUUCCACGAUCAGAAUGUGGCAGUGACUGAGGUUCACGCGAAGGAGGAGCAGAAGAUCAAAGAUGCGGCUGCAUCACAGGAUCUCUGCCUGGCGUUUGUUAAUUCCGAUGCGGGUGAAGGAUACCUCAGUUGGAAAGACAUCAAGGGCGAUCGCAACAAUCUUCUCGCCCAGAAUGGUGGCGAUGACUUGAUCCAGGCUGUCGCUGAAAAUUGCGGUGGACAUGAUAAAAAUGGUCCAAUCGGAAAGACCAUAGUUGUGCUCCACACCGUCGGGCCCACCAUUCUGGAACGUUGGAUUGACCAUCCUGGAGUGAAGGCGGUCCUCAUCGCCCACCUACCGGGUCAGGAAUCAGGAAAUGCGCUGGCGGACGUGCUAUUUGGGGAUGUGAAUCCGUCUGGCCAUCUACCAUACACGAUUGCGACAGCCGAAGAGCAUUAUGGUCCAACCAGCAAGAUUUUGCGGUGGCCCAACGCCAUCACGCCGCAACAAAACUUCACUGAGGGCCUCUAUAUCGACUAUCGCCACUUUGACAAACAUGGCAUACCUCCACGUUACGCGUUUGGAUAUGGACUAUCCUAUACUCAGUUCCACGUGCCUUCAAUCUUCGCUCAAUUCCACGGAGUUACUGGCUCUGAACCUGCACCAAGGCCGGAGGGUAUUGCUCCCGUAGUGCUCAACGAGACGAUACCAGACGCAGCAACCGCGUUCUGGCCAAAGAACUUUGUCAGGCUCAAAAAGUACAUAUACCCGUAUAUCGAGGAAGCUCCAAGCACUCUCGGUCAUGCGGACCGGUCAUGGAGUGACCAACCCAAACGGUCGCCAUCCCAGGCCGGCGGUGGCCAAGGCGGUAACCCCGAUCUGUAUACCGUCGUCUUCACGGUGCAAGCUCCUGUGGUCAACACGGGCGAUCGCGAGGGCGAUGCGGUGGUGCAGCUCUAUCUCUCUAUGCCGCACAAUGUGACAGACGUUCGGGGCGGUACUGUGGACAUGCCUAUUCAAUUCCUGCGCGGGUUUGAGAAACUGAGGCUUGGCAUCAACGACCAAGACAAGCGGAAACGAGUGGAGUUCAACCUCACGAGGAGGGAUCUGAGCUACUGGGAUGUCGAUCGACAGAAUUGGAUCAUGCCUCCCGGUGAUUUCAAAGUCUGCCUUGGCUUCAGCUCCCGGGAUCUCCGACAGUGUACCACCCUUGCUACCAGCAUGAAUCUGGACCAAGGCGAUGCAGAUACUCCCGAAUAGAACGCGAUAAGUCGGGACGAAUGUAACUCUAGUAGCCCGUUGAACAAAUAAUGGUACUUCUUGGAAAUUAAACCGCAUGUACUGUGAAUCAUUGCCGACCUGCUACAGCGUACCUUUCGUACUUACCAAUGUAUGUCGGCGGCUCGCCUGGUCUAAGAUGCACCCGCGGCAUGCGGGCGCAAUUACGGAUAUCUCAUGCGACAUCACUUGCGACUGGUGUGUUCCGCUGAUUCGACGACCA